Molecule: messenger RNA, 3096 nt
Organism: Arachis duranensis
Lineage: Eukaryota; Viridiplantae; Streptophyta; Magnoliopsida; Fabales; Fabaceae
Product: U-box domain-containing protein 4
Exons: 5
Coding region: 241-2631 (796 amino acids)
Biological process (GO): protein ubiquitination
Cellular component (GO): cytoplasm; nucleus
Molecular function (GO): ubiquitin-protein transferase activity; protein binding
Source: RefSeq, a predicted model, not a curated record
AAAGUUCAACGCUAUAUAUGAACAAUUUUCAUAUUGAUAUUUCGCUUACAUAGAAAUGUAGAAGCCAUUUUUGAAGUCAACGUCAAAGGAUUGAAAGGUCCCAACAUAAUUCACUGAUUCUCAUCAUCUUCUUCUCCUUGUUCCCUACCGCGUCCCUUUCAUUUCCAGCUGAAACAAAAGCCGGUGUUCUACGGUGUUUUCAACGCUUCUUUCUUUGCUUCAUCCAAUAUUUCCGGUAUUAUGGACAUAUCUUUGUUAAAUGUGCUCUCCAAUGGCAUAUCCUCAUUUUUGCAUCCAUCAUUUUCUGGAAACAUGAACUCAAAACCUGUAUCAAUGUAUUGCCAAAGUGCAGAGCAGACACUUAAGUUGUUGAAGCCAAUUAUCGAUACAAGUGUUCAUUCUGAUAUAUCUGCUGAUGAAGAGCUUAGAAAGUUAUUUGAGGAACUUGGUCAGUCUGUUGAUGAGAUGAGGGAGCUUUUCGAGAAUUGGCAUCCGCUAUCCAGUAAAAUUUACUUUGUGAUGCAAGCUGAACCGUUGAUAGCUAGAGUUCAGUCUAUAGGGUUCAAUAUUUUGCAGAAGCUGAAGGCUUCACAGCAAUGUCUACCUGAUGAUUUGGGGCAUGAUAUGACAUCAAUCAUUAAGGAAGCUAUAAAUGAACAACUGGAAGGCAAAGGACCAAGUUCUGAGAUUCUAGCAAAUAUUGCUGAGAUCCUCGACUUAAGGUCUAAUCAAGAUGUUUUGAUUGAAGCUGUGGCCCUUGAAAGGUUGAAGGAGAAUGCUGAACAAACUGAAAACAUUGCAGAAGCUGAGUAUAUUGAUCGAAUGAUCUCUGUUGUGACUCGAAUGCAUGAGCGAAUCAUCAUUCUCAAGCAAGCUCAGAGCUCUAUCCCGGAUUCGGUACCUGCUGAUUUUUGCUGUCCUCUCUCUUUGGAAUUGAUGACAGAUCCAGUCAUUGUGUCAUCCGGGCAAACCUAUGAGCGAACUUUCAUCAAGGACUGGAUUGAUCUUGGGCUCAUGGUUUGUCCAAAGACUCGUCAGACUCUGGUUCAUUCCAACCUAAUACCUAACUACACUGUAAAAGCAUUAAUUGUUAAUUGGUGCGAAACAAACAAUGUGAUACUAGUUGAUCCAGUAAAAUCCACAAACAUAAAUCAACUAUCUCUCCUUCAUGGAUCUAUUGAGUCUGAUUCAACCGAGGAAUCAACUGUUAGAACUUCUUUCAGUGCAAACCACCAAGCGGAAACAUCACUAUUGCAUCCUAGUUCAACUCCAGAAGAUUCCUUUAGUGGCGUGGAUAAUGCACAGCAUGUGGAUCCUGUAAGAAUAUCAUCUGCAGUUUCAGAUGAUAGGUCUGCUAGCUCGGACGAAGAAAGUGUGGAUUUAGUUUCGCAAUCAUCAACUUCACCAUCUAGAAGGGAAGCUUCAAAUGCCUUGAGAUCAGAGCAAUCUCAAAACCAUGUAAGAACUUAUUCUGAGUCCAGUGAACACUCUAGUGAAAAUUUUCAUCAAGGCAUACAGGGUGAUAGCAACAAUGGUCCUCUUCCAUCAUCAACCAGUCCAAUCCACAGUCGAGAUGCUUCUGAGGAAUUAGCUCCCGAGCUGGAUGCUGCUGCCAGGCCAAUUCCACAAGGUGAGCCCGAGUUUUCACCACAACUGGUGCAGCCAAGGUUUCCAAGAAAAACUGUAUUACAACGGCCGUCAGAGAGGUUUGUCCCUAGGAUAGUUUCUUCUCCUCCUGUUGAACCAAGAGGCGAUGGAUCCGUUAUUGAAUCCAGGGUUAAGGAGUUGAUUGAGCUCUUGAAGAGCUCUUCUCUUGAUACUCAAAGGGAAGCCACAGGAGAACUCCGCCUUCUUGCCAAGCACAACAUGGAUAACAGAAUUGUGAUUGCAAACUGUGGAGCCAUUCCCUUGUUGGUCAAUUUGCUUCUAUCAACCGAUACAACAAUCCAAGAAAACUCUGUUACAGCACUUCUUAACUUAUCAAUCAAUGACAACAACAAAAAUGCAAUUGCAAAUGCUGGUGCAAUUGAACCUCUGAUUCAUGUCCUUGAGACAGGUAGUGAAGAAGCAAAGGAGAACUCGGCGGCUACUCUUUACAGCUUAUCAGUGGUUGAGGAGAACAAGAUCAGGAUAGGGAGGGCCGGGGCUAUUAAACCUCUGGUUGAGUUAUUAAGUAAUGGAACUCCAAGGGGUAAGAAAGAUGCUUCCACUGCUUUAUUUAACUUGUCAAUAUUUCACGAAAACAAGGAUCGAAUUGUAGAAGCUGGUGCUGUGAAGCACCUUGUAGAUUUGAUGGACCCUGCAGCCGGAAUGGUCGAUAAGGCUGUGGCUGUUCUAGCAAAUCUGGCCACAAUACCGGAAGGAAGAACUGCCAUUGGGCAGCAAGGUGGCAUUCCUCUUCUGGUUGAGGUUGUUGAGUUGGGUUCUACUAGAGGAAAGGAGAAUGCAGCAGCAGCUCUUCUACAUUUAUGCGUAAACCAUCCGAGAUAUUUAAACAUGGUACUCCAAGAAGGAGCUGUUCCACCAUUAGUAGCUUUAUCAAGAUCAGGCACCGCAAGGGCUAAAGAGAAGGCCCUGUCUCUUCUGAAUCAUUUUAGAGAUCGAAGGCAUGGUGGUGCUGUGAGGGGCUGAUUCUUUGUUACCAACUUCUUCUACCAUCCAAAAGUAGUUUUGGAAAGUUGAUUCAGCUUAUCAGGGAGGUUCCAAACGUCAUGGUCUGUUAGUGCAUUGAAAAGUUUUCCUCUCCAAAAAGGAAUCGGUGCAAACAUCUUGAGAAGUUUCUCAAGAUUUGUUCCUGAGAAGCUUUUGUCACAGAGGAACCUGUACAUAGCAAUUCCAGGAACUAUGAUGGCGCAGUCAUACUGAACAGUGAACGCCCACAUGAACCACAGCAUUUCUUCAGGAAUUUCACCUUUGAUGAUGGGUAUGAUAUGAUAAGGUGUUUUUGGGUGAAAAUGUUGAGGUUUUGCUGUAAUUUGGGUAACAAGGAGGAGCCUGUGUAACCAGUAAAACAGGCAUUCUUCAGCUAGGGUCUUGACCUCAGCAGCAGUCCUAGGUCGAAGGGAAAAAGGAAACGGUCCAGGUUCUCUUCUAUUU